Nematolebias whitei (Rio pearlfish) is the source of this 5169-nucleotide messenger RNA. RefSeq names its product calmodulin-regulated spectrin-associated protein 3. The record is from RefSeq and is a predicted model, not a curated record. Gene Ontology annotation, biological process: negative regulation of microtubule depolymerization; neuron projection development; cytoplasmic microtubule organization. Gene Ontology annotation, molecular function: calmodulin binding; spectrin binding; microtubule minus-end binding. The transcript has 18 exons. Gene Ontology annotation, cellular component: microtubule minus-end. NCBI's taxonomy places the organism in Eukaryota, Metazoa, Chordata, Actinopteri, Cyprinodontiformes, Rivulidae. The coding region runs from base 1 to 4578 and encodes 1525 amino acids.
AUGUAUUUGACCAAAGAGGCUAAAAUAAUUUCUGUCGAGCUCACAAAGGCUGUUUUGUUCUCGUCUUCAGAAAAUGUCCCUGCGGAGCUUCGAGAGCCGUUCUACAGGGACCAGUUUGAACAGGAGCACCUCAAGCCGUCCGUCUCCAAGCUGCUCCUCUCCCCGGAGACCUACUGCCGAGCUCAGGCCCUGCUGGCUCAGGCCCACGGGGACUCCCCGCCGGCGUCGCAGGACCCCCCGGCCGAUACCUCGUCCUUGCUGCAGCUCCUCGUGAAGAGAGGUGUCGCCCCAAAGGUCCAGGAUGUAGACAUCGCAGAGGAGGACCUCAGCAACACCCCCAUCAAAAUGGACGCCCAUCUUGCCCUCAUCGACUCGCUGAUGUCACUGGCUGCCAAAGACACCGUGAGCCAGGUGGAGAUAGCGGAGGAGGCGGAGCAGAUGGGUGUCGGUGCUCCGUGGGAGAACGCCCUUCUCUUUUGGGUCAACAGGUUGAACCAAAAGUUGAGAGAAAGUACAGAAGACGAGGAGCCUCCCACGUCACAGACAUGUACAGACCUGCAGUCUGUUCAGGAAACGUCUCAGUCCAACCGUUGGUACUGGAAACUAGUCCCACAUGCUAUCGCUUUUUGUUUGAAGGAGUCGGGGAAUAAACCUCCUGUGAUCCGCUAUCGAAAGGACAAAGUGCAGUCCAAGCUGACUCCGACGUUCCCCUUGGUUUCUGCGGUCAAAGAUCUGUCUAAUGGCUGUGCAAUAGCUGCUGUUGUGCACUACUACUGCCCUGCCUUACUGCCUCUUGAGGACGUGUGCCUAAAGGACACCAUGUCAGUGGCGGACAGCGUCUACAACCUGCAGCUGAUCAAAGACUUUUGUGAGAACAACUUGAGGAGCUGCUGCCCACUCGCUGUGGAGGACCUGCUUUACGCCCCACCAGCUCUGCAUCUGAACAUAAUGAGUUUCAUAGCAGAGCUGCUGGAGUGGUUUGAAGUGAAGAAGCCUGAUUUUGUCAAACCAAUACAACCUAUCAACCUCACAGAUGUCUCAGGAUUACCUGACUGUACAAGCCCCGUCAGCGGGAACAGCAACAGUGGUUCUCCUUCUUUCAUCUUCAAGCAACCUUUUGUCCCCAUCCCUUCCCCUGUAUCUCCAGAAAAAAGUUGGACAAAGAAACAAAUCAGUCGUCCUCUGUCAGCAGUGACUUUCAGUAUCCCAUUUGGCCUGGACAGUGAUGUUGACAUUGUCAUGGGAAACCCAAUAGAUUCUGUCUUUCGCUCUGUCAGCACUGACAACCUCUCCACUGGCAUCCCUGCUCUGAACUCUCCUGCAUCGUCUAUGGGGAUGAACUGCGUCCCAUACAGCCCUCCAGAGGACCUCAGCCACCUGGUCAGCGCCUCUGCUCCAUCGCAUCGUUCUUCCUGGGGUCCUUAUGCACAAACAGCUCUGCUGGGAGAGCUGCCGACCAUCGAGGAGGCAAGACAGGUGAUACAUAUGCCCAGCAUCAAGGAUCGCAAGAAAGGCAGGACAGCCGAGAAAAGUGGGAGAGCAGUGUUAGGAAGUAGGCCAGAGCCCAGGUUACGUCCAGAGGGAGCACCUGCAGGUUUCUUUCUGCACUCCCCUGAAGAAGACAAACCUCAGCUCAGUAGCUCAGCUCCCAGUCGAUCAGGAUUCCCCUAUCGACCAGUUAGAGGUGGAGAUGGUGAUUCUGAAAGGCAAGGCAGGAGGGACAGAUCCAGAGAGCCCUCCGACAUGUCACGUGAUGACGACUCUGUUCUGCGAGAUGGCAGCAUCGACUCUUCUGAAGCAUCGGAUGAUUUGCCCAGAAACGCCCCAGGCAACAUUCGACCCAGUAACAGUCGCCAGGGAAACCACGGCGGCAGCAAUAGUCCACGCAUGACGAGCUUCGCCGAGCGACGAGACAACCGGCGAAGACAUCCCACUGCUGCUGGAGAGGAGUCAACUUCUGCUCCAACCCCGACAACUCCACACUCACCCUGCACACCAGCUGGUCACAACCAGGACAGCCCGGGCCCCAGAGGCCCCGAGCCGAGCUCUGAGGCCUGGGAGCUGGGGGCUCGCCUGGAAGAGAAACGUAAAAGCAUCGAAGCGCAAAAAAGGCGCAUUGAAGCCAUUUUUGCCAAACACAGGCAGAAGCUCGGAAAAACUGCGUUCCUUCAGCUAAAAAGAGAGCAAGGAGAGGGAGGAGUGGAUGGAGCAACGGAGGAGAAUCUGACGCUGGAGGAGCGCCUCACGCGCAUGGAGGAGCAGCUGAAACAGGAGGAGGAGAAAGAGGAAACAGAGACAGAGAAGCCAUCUGUUUCUAACCCUCCUCGGUUGGAAAAGCAGGUCACAUUCUCCAUCGACAGCAAGAAAGAAGGGGAACAAGACAAAGGAGCAGAGAAAGGCGGUGAGACCGUCAUGGUGGAGUAUAAUGAGGUGGUGCAGAAACUGAGUGAAGCUCUUCAGUCACUUCAGAAGGACAUGCAGAAACUGACAGAACAGCAACAGCAGCUCCUGAGCAACCAAAGACCCAGAAACAUGCCAAAAUCUGAACCAAGAACAAGAACCCCUCCUCGCACCCCAACAAAGACCCCACCAAGAACACCAACAAAGACUCCUACCAGGAGCACCAGUAAGGCUUGGAUGAUUCCUGCUGGGGCCAGUCCUCCUGCUACGUCUUCCCCAUCACGACGCAUACACGUUCCCUCCUCAUCCACCUCCCCUAAAACCAGCAUUUCUUCCUCCUGCCCUGCUCUGCGAACCAAAAUCCACGCUUCCUCCACUCCUCGCAGUCCCAAAAACAACCACCUCCCCCACUACCAGCCCCACCCUCGGCCCUCUGAACUCAAGUUUCCUACGCUCAAUCGCGUCUUGACCCCAACACAGAAUGUGGACACCAUCCCCCACUUGCGCCGCGUCUCGCCCAGCAAGUGUCAGGUCCAGACGUCGUCCUCCUUCCGUAUCGGUGAACCUCGGACUCCUCAGGAGCCGCCACAGCCUAACCAGCAGCCUCAGCAGCCUGAAGAGAACACCUCAGACACGGGCUCAAGCGAUACGCCCACCCAGUUCAGCCUGGAGUUGGAGCAAGAGGACGCAGAGGUGGUGGGAGCGCUGCCGGUUUUACCACCGCCCAGACAGGAAAGGCAAAGGGCCACUGGAGGCAGCAGCUCAGGAGCUCCCUCUGAGUGCUCGUUUGAGAGCGACACGUUGUCCCUGUCUGUUGCGUUCAGCGCAGGAGGCGAAGGAGGAGGAGCAGGAAAGCCCUGUAGCCUGAUUGAAGUGUCAUUAUCUUCUGCUGGAGGGGUGGAGGCGGGCAGUGACGAACCAACCGACGAGGGGCAGGAGUUUUCCUCCGACUCUAUGAGUGACCACACAGAAUCUGCUGCUGAGGCUGUGAGAGCGCUGGCUGCAGAGAGCCUAGGCCCGAUCCAACAAUUGGAUCUGGCUACAGAAACCAGGGAAGGGCCAGAACCACCAGCUGGACCAAGAGAACAUCACACAUCUCAUGCUGAGACAGAGGAGCCGAGUGGAGAGAAGAAAGGAGGAAUUGGAUUAUUCUUUAAGGAGGAGGGACACAGUGAAGGAGAGAUGGCUCAGCGUAAAGCUCUGCUGCUGGAGAGGCAGCAGAAAAGAACGGAGGAGCUGAAGAAGAGGAGACAGUGGCAUGAGCAAGAGAGGGAAACUAGACCAGCAUCCACCGAAAGAAGAGUGGCAUCUCCUUCUAACAUUUCUCCCGCAGGCACAACUUCACCCUCUCCCACACCCCCGGUUACUCCCGCUCGACGCGGGGAGUUCACACGAGCAGAGUACAUGCGACGGCAACAGCUCAGAAUCAUGCAGGACCUGGACAAAGUCUUGAAGCAGAAAUCCCCCAACCGAGGUCCAUCGUCAACCAAGAAAACUCGCUCACGGCCUCGCAGUAUGACCAGGGAGGAAACAAAGCUGUCUCUGAGUCCAGCCAAGGGUGCAACAGGUUCCAAGCUAACAAAGGUCUACUCCCACUCUUCACUGAACCUUGCAGCCACAGAUGAAGCAGGAAACAAUGGUGGGGAUCCAACAAAGAAACCCCAGGACUGGGAGUCUGGGUCCAAUGGGACAUCGCCUGCCCCAGAUUACACAGGUCCAAAACUCUUCAAAGAACCAAGUUUCAAGUCCAACAAAUACAUAAUUCACAAUGCUCUGACACGCUGCUGCCUCGCUGGAAAAGUUAACGAAACACAAAAGAACAAGAUAGUUGAGGAAAUGGAGAAGAGUUCUGCAAACCACUUCCUUAUUCUCUUCCGUGACUCAAGCUGCCAGUUCAGAGGUGUUUACACCACUAACCCCGACUCUCAGGAGCUCGUACGGCUGGCAGGCAUGGGUCCGCGAAUGGUUAACCCCACCCAGGUGGAAUCCAUGUACAAAUACAGCUCAGACAGGAAGCAGUUCAGCUCCAUCCCAUCCAAAACCUUGGGCAUGAGUGUAGACGCCUUCACCAUCCCCAGCCAUCUUUGGCAAGGAGGAGGAGGAGGAGGAGGAGGAGGAGGAAGCAGGAGAGCAAGCAUUACCAAGAAGGCAACCAAUUCCAAGUCAGGAGGAGUUUAAUGCAGUAAAAGUUAAAGUGCACAUAUUCAAACAUAAAAUCUAACCCAUAUGUGCACAGAGACGGGUCCUUAGAUUCUCCUGGAAAUAGAAAUUAAACUUCUAUGUAUGUUUAUAAGAAUGUCCCCCGCACAGCUGUACUCAAACAGAAGGAAGUUUUUUUAAUCAUCCGUUGCACAAGUUAGAGUCUCUUUUAAAAGGCUGUAUACUUCCUGUAUACUUUAAUUGUUUGAAGUAUAAACUUUAGCUUUUCUUUCAAAGAAAAUAUUAUUGAGUCACACUGACACUCGCAGACCGAACAGUCUUCUGCCUUUCUAUGUUUCUACAGACCGAAGUUUCUCAGUACAAAAGCUCUUUUGAACAUGAAGCCAAACUAAAGGAUAAAAUGCCUUUGUGUCAGAUUUACUGACUGGACUUUUCAGUUUUUACUAUAGUUUAUUUUAGUUUAUUCUAUCAAUAGCUGUCAGCGUGUGGAUGAGUGAAAGCACAAAUGGUUUGCAAAAGAAUAAGAGCCAUAAACAUGUGAUGCAGAUGUUUUCUUUUUUGUUGUUGUUUUGUGUGGGGGGGGGCUGGAAUUUUUGGACAUUAUUGUAU